UUCCACCCUGUGAAAAACCAUGUCUUUAAAAAGUUAUUAUCAUCCUUAUGUUUAGUUGUUAUAAUACAGAGAUAAUGUCUAAAAUGUGCACCGUUAGGUUUUCUGUCAUUCCGCUGGCGGAGAAGUGGUUCAUUCGCUCAGAGGCUAAAUAAAGACUUCCUGUAGGUCCUCAGUGAGCAUUCUGGGGAGACCGCUAUAAUCGAGACCGAACUUUAAGUGUCUACACCCAGAAACAGAACCUUUCAGGACACACCGGCUGGAGCUAAGCAGAAGUGCAAUGGAUGAAGAGGAGCAGUUUGUCAACAUUGAUCUGACUGAUGAUAAUAUCUGCAGUGUCUGCAAGCUGGAGACAGAAACAGGGACCAUGUCUUUCUGCCACGUCUGCUUUGAACUCAACAUUGAGGGUGUCUCCUCUGUUGCCCUCUUACACUCAAAGUCUCUGCGAGGCCACAGAGACUGCUUUGAGAAGUGCCAUCUGAUUGCCAACCAGAAGCUGUCCCAUUCCAAGGUCUCCCGGAGUUCCUACGAGGGCAUGAAGCUGGCCCUCAGCCAGAAACUCAGCCAGAUCAUCCAUUUUGCCCAGAACAAAGAUUCAUCCAAUGGCUGCAGCAGACGAGGACCAAAGCUUCUUUGUUACAGCCAGCAGAACGACCUGAAGCUGCUGCCACAGACUGAUGCCCAGGUGCCCCGAUAUGCACCCUCCUGGGACGGGGGCAAAGCAGCAAGGCUGCCUGAGUACACCAUGGGCAUGCUGGGAAGUCAAACUGAGGAGGUAGAGCUGCUGAAUGAGUCUCAGUCUGAUACUUGGAGCAGUCUACACAGCCAGAGGCCGUCACCUGGAGGACCGGGUCAACUCGGACACGAAGGCCACAGCAGGGAGGAACUGAGUGGCAUGAGUGUGGAGGAACUCCGUCAGCUAAACGGACAGCUGCUGAAGCAGAUCCAAACGGUGUUUGAGGAGCUGACGGCUGCUGUGCAGGAGAAGGAUGCCUUAGCGUCAGAGCUGCACGUCCGUCACGUAGCCAUCGAGCAGCUCUUUAAGAACUGUGCCAAGCUGCCCUGGCUGCACAUCAGCAGGGCGGGGGUGAAGGCCAGCAGCAGUGGAGGAGCUGUGGAGUAAAUGAGGAGGCUUUCUGGAUCUGCUGUGGGAGACGAGAGCUGGUGAAGACCUGGAUCCUGGUCCACUUUAGGACACUAUCAAGCCUCCUGGUUGUGAGUUCUGCUUCAACGCAGAAUAAAGGGCUUUUGCUGCAGAGCUGACGCAAGGAUUAAAGAGUUUCUGCUCUGGAGGAUCUCCUGGGUCCUACCAAGUACCCAGGACGGGGGGUUAAAGUGUUGAUGGCAGGUUUGUGUCAUUUCCUUUUGUGUAAAUGUGUUUUAUUCUUACAUUUCUACUUUGUUUCAUGAGAUUGGGUUAUCCAUGGGUUUUGAAGCUGCUGUAUAGUAGACCAGCCUGAAUCUGGGGUGAUGCACUGCAGGAACAAAACUACGAGGAAACAGGCAAACUCUGGUGGUUGAUACUGGGUUGUGUACAUGUUUCUGUGUCAGUUUAGUCUUUGGUUAUGCUUUUAUGUGUUUGCAGUUUAUCUUUAUUUUAUCUGCAUUUGGGUCACCAGCCUGUCUCCAAGUUCUCCCACUUCUCCAGUCGAGGCAGUAACUCAGGCUCCCAGGUUCCUGUGACCGGUGUGGAGACCCCUCGGUAAUGAUUUGUUUUUAUGUUUUCGUUUGUUUAGAAACAGACUCCGCCCACUUCCCACGGGUCAUAGUUUGGAUUUAAAACCCAGAUUCUGCUUUUAAAUGCCUAUUUCUUUACGUGAAGCCCUUUUAUGUUUGUUGUUUAGCUAUGAAGCACAAGUACUUGUAGGUUUGCUCUGUUAGAGCAGGAGAACUGCACCAAAGUCUGCAUUUGUUCAGUACUUUAGAAUCGAACCACCGACGUUUGAAGGCUUCUCUAAACCGUAGAUUACAGCAGGAACAUAUUCAGUGUUAAUCCCCUCCUGCUCGGUGAGACAUGGGUGGAUUUGAGCAAUAAGCCGUUCCUGUGUCUACAGGAGCCCCUGGCUUUUGAACAAAGGGAGACAGAUGAACGAACUCUAUGCAAGUUACUAAUAGAUCUGACGCCUUAUUGUGUGACGACACAAGAUCAGAGUUUAUCAGCUUUAGACUGGACGGGAAAGGUCAGCAUUGUUGGUGUGCUCGCUCUCUUUAUAAGAGAUUUCAUAUAUUUGACCAUUUUAGGGUCUAAAUAAAAGUUUUAGCUGCAUUUUAAAAGUUAUCGUGGUUCCUUUGAGUGAUUGUGAAUACCAGUGUGGUUUUCCUCUUCCCUGUUUGGAACGCUGUGUCUGCUGUAGCAGCACGCCUGAUGGAAGCAUGUCUGUUACACUUCCACAUCCAGCAUCCAACUCUCCAUUUGGCUGCAGUUGACGUUUUACUUUCUAUUUAUUGUGUGUUGAUGGACCUUUUGGGUUGUGUGAUUUGUGCUCAACUAAACUUUUUCAAUAAAAUCAUGUGAAAUGGAAAUACUCUGGUGUUAAAAUGAACAAAUACAGUGUUGGACUCCUC
Nothobranchius furzeri (turquoise killifish) is the source of this 2562-nucleotide messenger RNA. It is a transcript of the gene c10h21orf91, whose product is annotated as chromosome 10 C21orf91 homolog. The record is from RefSeq and is a predicted model, not a curated record. NCBI's taxonomy places the organism in Eukaryota, Metazoa, Chordata, Actinopteri, Cyprinodontiformes, Nothobranchiidae.